GGAAGUGUGUCUUGCUUGAAUGGGCCGGCGGCUAAGCUAGGCCGUUUGUCGCACGUUACCUGCGAGUUGAAUUUAUACAUGAAAAGGCGCUAUUUUCCGUUUUAGGCCACAUUAGUUUGUAUCUUUUUCGCUCACUCCUUAAGGCAAAACGGAUUAAAACAUGUCCAGGAGACGACAUAGCGACUCCUAUGACGAAGGCCAGGAUCACAAGAGGAGGAGAACCUCCGAGGCCACCGAUAUUGAAGACAGCCUGGAGUCUUUGAUAUGCAAUGUGGGAGAAAAGAGCAAGUCGUCCUUAGAGAGCAACCUGGAAGGGCUCGCCGGCGUGCUGGAGGCUGACCUUCCUAACUACAAAAACAAAAUCCUUCGCAUUUUAUGUUCAGUGGCUCGCCUCCUCCCCGAGAAGCUGACUGUGUACACGACGCUGGUGGGCCUCCUCAACGCCAGGAACUACAACUUUGGCGGCGAGUUUGUGGAGGCCAUGAUCCGGCAGCUGAAGGAGACUCUGAAGAACAACCUCUACAACGAGGCCGUUUACUUGGUGCGCUUCCUGUCCGACUUGGUCAACUGCCACGUGAUUGCCGCUCCAUCCAUGGUGGCCAUGUUUGAGAACUUUGUCAGUGUUAUGCAGGAGGAAGAUGUGCCACAGGUUCGAUCGGAUUGGUUUGUGUACGUGGUGCUGUCCUGCCUGCCAUGGGUGGGCAAGGAACUUUAUGAGAAGAAGGAUGUGGAGAUGGACCGACUCCUCAGCCAGAUUGAAGGCUACCUCAAGAGGCGAGUUAAGACUCAUCUCCCAAUGCUUCAGGUGUGGACUGCUGAGAAGCCGCACCCUCAAGAAGAGUACCUGGACUGCCUUUGGGCACAGAUCCAGAAGCUGAAGAAGGACCGCUGGCAGGAGCGUCAUAUCCUGCGUCCAUACAUCGCCUUUGACAGCGUGCUGUGCGAGGCUCUGCAGCAUAACCUGCCGCCCUUCACGCCGCCAGGACACAUGCCCAACGCACAGUACCCCAUGCCCCGCAUCAUUUUCCGCAUGUUCGACUACACGGACGCACCCGAGGGUCCGGUCAUGCCCGGCAGUCAUUCAGUGGAGCGGUUUGUCAUCGAAGAGAACUUGCACUGCAUCAUGAAGACUCACUGGAAAGAACGCAGAACUUGCGCCGCUCAGUUGCUCAGCUACCCCGGCAAAAAUAAGAUCCCGCUCAACUAUCACAUUGUGGAGGUGAUUUUUGGAGAACUUUUUCAGCUGCCCUCUCCGCCUCACAUUGAUGUAAUGUACACGUCGCUGCUGAUUGAACUGUGUAAACUGCAGCCAGGCUCACUACCACAAGUUUUGGCUCAAGCCACAGAGAUGCUCUAUAUGCGACUGGACACUAUGAACACCACCUGUAUCGACAGACUAAUCAACUGGUUCUCCCACCAUUUGAGCAACUUCCAGUUUCGAUGGAGCUGGGAUGACUGGGCUGACUGUUUGACAUUGGAUCUGGAGAAACCCAAACCCAAAUUUGUCAAAGAGGUUCUGGAGAAGUGUAUGAGGUUGUCCUACCACCAGAGAAUUGUGGAAAUUGUCCCGUCCACCUUCGCCGCUCUCAUUCCAGCCGACCCUAUCUUCGUUUACAAAUAUGAGACCGAAAAUGCUUCAAUGUUGCCGGGUUACCCCGUCUCAAUCAUCGUCUGCAACGCCAUCAAGAACCGAGCAUCCAACGAGGAGAUUCUCACUAUCCUCAAAGACGUGCCCAACCCCAACCAGGAUGACGACGACGGUUACGAAGGCGAGAGUUUUAAUCCGCUGAAGGUGGACGUCUUCUUGCAGACCCUUCUUCACCUGGCCGCCAAAUCAUUCAGCCAUUCGUUCAGCGCCCUUGGCAAGUUUCACGAGAUCCUGAAGAAUCUCACAGAGAGUGACGAAGGCAAACUGCACAUUCUCAAGGUGGUCUACCAGGCGUGGAAGAACCACCCACAGAUGAUCGCAGUGCUGGUGGAUAAAAUGAUCCGCACGCAGAUUGUGGACUGCGCUGCUGUGGCCAACUGGCUUUUCUCUCAGGACAUGGCUCACGAGUUCACUAGACUUUACAUAUGGGAGAUUUUGCACUCGACCAUCCGGAAGAUGAACAAACACGUCCAGAAGAUCCAGACAGAGCUGGAAGAGGCCAAGGACAAACUAGAGAAGCAGCAGAACAAGAGGCCGAGGGACAGCGGGGACGAAGAAGACAUGGAGAAGAACAGCGAGGACGAGGAGGUUCAGCUGGAGGAACAGAUCGAGAGGCUGCAGGAGAAGGUGGAGUCGGCCCAGAGCGAGCAGAAGAACCUCUUCCUCGUCAUCUUCCAGCGCUUCAUCAUGCUCUUGACAGAACAUCUGGUGCGCUGCGAGACAGGCAGCGUAAAUGUCAGCACGCCAUGGUACAAGAACUGCGUGGAGAGGCUGCAGCAGAUCUUUCUCAUGCACCACGUGAUCAUCCAGCAGUACAUGGGCACAUUGGAAAACCUGCUUUUCACGGCCGAGCUGGACCACCACAUCCUUGCCGUCUAUCAGCAGUUUUGCGCCCUUCAGCUCUGAAAAUCUUCUGCGCAACUUUCCAGCUCUUGCAUCAAGAAACCCCUCAGCCAUUGAAAAAGAAAUGUUUACGAUGCUGUUCUUUUUUAGUUUUGUUUUUUUUUGUUUAAAAUAUCGGUCCCCUUGUUGAACUUCAAGUCCAGAGUGAUCCUUUCAACUUUUUUUUUUUUUUUAAAUAUUUGUUUUAUGUGAAAUUGAAAAUGAAUUAAAACUCCAAAGUACUUUAAACCA
Molecule: messenger RNA, 2782 nt
Organism: Syngnathus acus (greater pipefish)
Lineage: Eukaryota; Metazoa; Chordata; Actinopteri; Syngnathiformes; Syngnathidae
Gene: ncbp1
Product: nuclear cap-binding protein subunit 1
Exons: 23
Coding region: 161-2554 (797 amino acids)
Biological process (GO): nuclear-transcribed mRNA catabolic process, nonsense-mediated decay; regulation of mRNA processing; mRNA export from nucleus
Cellular component (GO): nuclear cap binding complex; nucleus
Molecular function (GO): mRNA binding; RNA cap binding; protein binding
Source: RefSeq, a predicted model, not a curated record